AAAAAAAAAAACAGCCGGCAAGAUUCACUGUCAGUCUAACAACAUCCACUUAGAGAGGACAGCCGGAGGACGGACGACCCCGCACUAAACAUUCCUUCAGAGAGAAAAUGUCCCAGCGAUCAGAGGAAGAUCUCUACUGUCCUGUCUGCCACGACAUCUUCAAAGAUCCUGUUGUUCUGACAUGUAGCCACAGCUUCUGUAAAGACUGUCUGCAGAACUGGUGGACAGAGAAACUAUUACAGGAGUGUCCAGUGUGUAAGAGAAGAUCGUCAAGGAGUGAACCGCCUUGCAACUUGGCGUUGAAGAAGGUCUGUGAGUCCAUCAUACAAAAGAAAGAGAGGAGAAGUUCAGCAGGGUCUGAGGCUCUCUGCAGUCUGCACUCUGAAAAACUCAAACUCUUCUGUCUGGACCAUCAGCAGCCAGUUUGUGUCGUCUGUCUACAUUCAGAAACACACAAUGGACACAAAUUCAAACCUAUUAAUGAAUUUGCACAAAGCCACAAAAAGGAGCUCCAGAAAACACUGAAACCCUUACAGGAGAAACUGAAACUGUUUGAACAGGUUAAAGGAAACUGUGAUCAAACAGCAGAACACAUUAAGGUUCAAGCCCGACACACAGAGAAGCAGAUUAAGGAUCAGUUUAAGAAGCUUCAUCAAUUUCUACAAGAGGAAGAGGAGGCCAGGAUCACUGCACUGAGGGUGGAAGAGGAGCAGAAGAGUAAGAUGAUGAAGGAGCAGAUUGAGGCUCUGAGCAGAGAGAUAGCAGCUCUUUCAGACACAAUCAGAGCCACAGAGGAGGAGCUGAGAGCUGAAGACGUCUCAUUCCUGCAGAACUACAAGGCUGCAGUGAAAAGAGUCCAGCAGCGCCCCCUGCUGGAGGAUCCACAGCUGGUCUCAGGAGCUCUGAUAGACGUGGCCAAACACCUGGGCAACUUGACCUUCAACAUCUGGAACAAGAUGAAGGAGAAGGUCUCCUACACUCCUGUGAUUCUGGAUCCAAACACUGCCAACUCAGAACUCAUCUUGUCUGAAGACCUGACCAGUGUGAGCCGUGGAGAGACACAGAAGCUUCCUGACAAUCCAGAGAGGUUUGAUUACUUUCGCAUCGUCCUGGGCUCUGAGAGUUUUAACUCGGGGACUCACAGCUGGGAUGUUGAAGUUGGGGACAAUACAGACUGGUUUGUGGGUGUGACAGCGGAGUCGGUCCAGAGGAAGGGGAAGCAUCCGUCUCGUUUAUGGAGAACAGGGUACUUUGAUGGGAAAUACAGCGCACGCUCCCUAUCAGAUCCCUCCACAGCCCUUUCUGUGAAGAAGAAGCUCCAGAGGAUCAGAGUUCAUCUGGACUGCAACAGAGGAAAUCUGUCAUUCUCUGAUCUUGAUACUAACACACACAUACACACCUUUACACACACUUUUACCGAGAGGCUGUUUCUGUACUUUAACACUGUGAAUAUACGCCCACUGAAGAUAAUAUCAGUAAAGUUUUCUGUAAGGCGGAGUUCAGAUAUAUAUUAGCUCUAACUAAAACCCUUAGAUAACACCCUCUCUGUGGGAAGAGCAAAAAAAAAAAAAAAAACAGCCAUGCAAGAAGUUUUUAACUUGACUCAAAUGUUGCAACCUCACCCAAAACCCAACUGCGACACCCAAUCAAAUGUGCAAUGACCUAUUCCUAGCCUAAGUUUACUGCAUUGUUUACUGGCAAUCAUCACAAGAGUAAUGACUGUCAUUGUGCUUACUGCCAGUGCAGAGCUGUAAAAUCCUGCCAAUUUAUAAACUAUUCAAUUCAGUUUCAUUUGUAUACCGCCAAUUCAUUACAAAAGUUAUCUCAAGACACUUUUCAAAUACAACAGGCCUAGACUGUACUCCUUAUAUAAUUACUUACAGAGACCCAAAAGUUCCUAAAUACUGUGCAGUAUUUCACAUUUUAGUCUUAAAACUUCUGGAUAUUUUACUCCAAUUUGUAUUUGUGUCUCACUUGUUCUAGAAUUAUACGAGAAAGGAUUGCCAGGUCCCCAAAAACCAAAGAAUAAUACAAAGACUCCAGAAAUACUGUCUGUCAGGGCAGAAUAUUGUAGAUCAUACCUUAUUUAUCUUACUGCCACAUUGCUACUGGAGACCUGUGGGUUCUGCAAUGUGUCACCAUAAUACAGACAUUACUAGGUAAGGAUGAAAGCUGUAAGUAUCAAACUUUACGGAAAUGUCAUUAAUGUACAAAACAAUAAAAACAUAUCUUUGUGCCUGAA
Messenger RNA from Dicentrarchus labrax (European seabass), 2242 nucleotides. RefSeq names its product E3 ubiquitin-protein ligase TRIM35-like. The record is from RefSeq and is a predicted model, not a curated record. Lineage: Eukaryota; Metazoa; Chordata; Actinopteri; Moronidae. Bases 108 to 1514 code for a protein of 468 amino acids. Gene Ontology annotation, molecular function: zinc ion binding; protein binding. The transcript has 2 exons.